AUGUUCGCGGACAUCUUGAGAUCCAAGAGGACGCUGGGCUGGCGGACGUGCCUCAUCGUCCCCGAGCUAGAGAGCGAAAUGAACGCCAACCGAGAAAACCGAGAUCUCCGCCCCGCCGUCUUGUCGUUUUCGGUCACACCCCCUCCCCCCGUCGUCCAAAAGCUGCUGUACGUGGGCGACCACAUGUUCGCGGACAUCUUGAGAUCCAAGAGGACGCUGGGCUGGCGGACGUGCCUCAUCGUCCCCGAGCUAGAGAGCGAAAUGAACGCCAACCGAGAAAACCGAGAUCUCCGGGUGGAGGUGAACAUGCUGAGGACGCUCCAGUACCACCUAGACACCCGUCUAGAUGACGUGCGCCUUCAAGCUAUGGAGGAGGGGCCCGACUCGCCCGCGGCGGCAGAGCUGCCCAAGCUUGAAGAGGAACAGAUGCAGCUCAAGUCUCUGCUGAGGGGCAACGGUCUCAUGCUUCACUCCAAGUUCCACCCGGACUGGGGGCAGCUGUUCAAGUCCGGCUACCAGGACUCUCGGUUCGCCACCCAGGUGGCGACCUACGCUUGCAUCUACACCUCGAAGGCCAGUAACCUCGCAAGGGUGAGCACCCAGCGCUCGUUCCGUCCGGUCCGAGACGUCUCCGCCCACGACCUCAUCCUUGAAGCAGCGGACUCCCCUAACGUGAGUUGUGGUUCGGCGUUGCAAGGCCAGCGCACCCCGAUAACCCUGUUCGCUUCUGAGAGGUGACUAGUGCCUGGGAUCGUGUGACCUAGCUCUUGAUCGCGGCCCAGAUGUGAAGAGAUGAACGUUUUUGUGGUGCACACAAAGGGGGAAGUUUUGCAUUUUUGCCCCAGAGCGGCCCCGCUAGCUAAAUCGCGCACGAAAAAAAGUGUUGGUGGUGAUUAUCGGGGCAAGUGUUGGCUAACGCGAGGACCAUGUAGGGUGGUACAUGCCGAAUUUUGGUGGUUCCCAUUCCAGGCGUUUGAUUGCUACUACUGCUGUGCGGAGGUACGGAUAUGGGGUGCCAUGAUGUAUGCAGGGAGGGUGGUGGCCACGAUAAGCGCACGUCCACCUUUUUUGCGGGCUAAAUGCCGCACCCCGUACCCAUUGAGAGACAUGCUUAUGGGCCAGACUCGGAAGCUCGUCGCAGUGAUGUACGGACCAGAUGCUCAGCAGCAUAGGCUAGGCUUCAUGGACAAGUAGAGGCUCCGAAAUGGCGACCAUUGUUUUCAUUCGCGGUUUCUACGAAGAAAUUGAGUCCACCGACAACUACCUUCAAGCCGUGUUUUUCAUUUCGCUUUUUGCCUGAUCUGGCUGGAUCACGUCGGAACCGAUGUACCCACAUUAUCGACCAUCCUCCAUGCCGUACGCCAAGUAGUCAACCCUCGAGGUCUUCGUCACUCGACGACAACGCGAUGGGUCUACACCGUGUGCAUGCACCACACAAUACCGCGCCCGCUCGCGGUGGAAACAAACAUGAAUAUGUGCAGCCCAAAAACUAACACCACUCCUCUCAGACCAAGUAAUAGGGCGGUAUUAGAUGCCACAAGCCACGAUAUCACACCCGGCGAUAUUUUUAGGGGCCCAAGCAUUGUUACCGCGGGUACUACUGUUCGUGGGUCUGCGAACAUUGGUUUGGAUACAUGUGCUGGAUGAUUUUGUGUCACGCAGACUGGCAAGAUUACCGUUGGUAAGGGGCACCUCGAUGAUUCAUGGGCCCCCUCUUUGCUGUGGGAGCCGCUCUCGUGUUGUUGGAGGCCCCGUGACGCGUUUUUUUUAGUGGAUUGGACAAAAUCGGGACGUCCCUGGGGUACAACGUGCGAAAAUCUGGACGCCUUCUGAACGUGCCGCGGCGCGACGACGCACACACCCAAUACCGCACGAAAUCGCGCCACAGCGCCUCCACCCGCCGCGCACAAGGCGCGCCGACCCUCUCCAACCCUUUUUUUCCAGCUCAACAUAAAACAGUGUGGACGCAGCCGCGUACAAAACCCUCUCCGCAGACCACCCGAUUUUGUCCUCAAACCUGCAGGGUCGACCCCUACCCCGAGAAAAACAUUAUCUCCGACUCUAUUUUGUCCAUCUGACCACCUCUUUUGUGUUCACCACAGCCGGUUCGUGGGGAGAUUGAACGCGGCCAUCUCCCCGCAGCACCAC
Messenger RNA from Ectocarpus sp. CCAP 1310/34, 2148 nucleotides. The record is from the annotation of a GenBank genome assembly. NCBI's taxonomy places the organism in Eukaryota, Phaeophyceae, Ectocarpales, Ectocarpaceae.